CUUGGCUGACCUCGCAUCAGAACUGCAAGAGUGGUACGAAGCAGCAAGAAGCAGCAGCAACUCGGGAGGAAUCUGACACCAAAACAACUGCUUCACCAAACAGAAAAGCAUUUCAAGUCUAAUCUUGGGAUCAAAAGCAGUCUUGAAGUCAUGAUUGCUUCACAGUUUCUCUCUGCUCUCACUUUCGUGCUUCUUCUGUUUAAAGAAAGUGGAGCCUGGUCUUACAACGCCUCCACGGAAACCAUGACUUUUGAUGAGGCCAGUGCUUAUUGCCAGCAAAGGUACACACAUUUGGUUGCAAUUCAAAACCAGGAAGAGAUUAGACACUUGAACUCCACAUUCAGCUAUUCACCAAGUUAUUACUGGAUCGGAAUCAGAAAGGUCAACAAUACAUGGACCUGGAUAGGGACCCAGAAGCCUUUGACUGAAGAGGCCACAAACUGGGCUCCAGGUGAACCAAACAAUAAGCAAAGCAAGGAGGAUUGUAUAGAGAUCUACAUCAAGAGAGAAAAGGACUCGGGCAAGUGGAACGAUGAGACAUGCAGCAAAAAGAAGCUCGCCUUGUGCUACACAGCUGCCUGUACCCCGACAUCCUGCAGUGGCCACGGCGACUGUAGAGAGACCAUCAACAGCCACACUUGUCAGUGCCACCCCGGCUUCAAGGGACUCAAGUGUGAGCAAGUUGUGACCUGUCAGGCACAGAAAGCCCCUGAGCAUGGAAGCCUGGUUUGCAAUGACCCUUUGGGGAAAUUCAGCUACAAUUCUUCUUGCUCUGUCAGCUGUGGGGAGGGCUAUGUCCCAAGCAGCACGGAGGCCACACAGUGCACUUCCUCCGGAGAAUGGAAUGCUCCUCUUCCAGCCUGCGAUGUGGCUAAGUGUGAUGCUUUGACAAAUCCUGUCAAUGGAGUUGUGAAAUGUUUCCAAAGCCACGGAAGCUUCCUGUGGAACACCACCUGUGAAUUUGAGUGUAAUGAAGGAUAUAAACUCACUGGACCCCAGCACCUGCAGUGUGUCUCCUCUGGGAUUUGGGACAACAAGAAACCAACAUGUAAAGCUGUGACAUGUGAUGCCAUCAGCCAUCCUCAGAAUGGCACUCUGAGCUGUAGCCACGCCCCUGCUGGAGAGUUCACCUAUAAGUCAUCCUGCCACUUCACCUGUGCAGAAGGCUUCGUGUUGCAGGGGCCAGCCCAGGUUGAAUGCACUACCCAGGGGCAAUGGACACAGCAGGUCCCAGUUUGUGAAGCUGUGAAAUGUGAUGCUGUCCCUCAGCCCAGAAGUGGUUCAGUGAACUGUACCCAUUCCCCAACUGGAGAGUUUACCUACAAGUCCUCCUGUGUCAUCAGCUGUGAGGAAGGCUUUGAAUUACAUGGAUCAGCUCAACUGGAGUGCACAUCUCAGGGACAGUGGACACAGGAGGUCCCCUCCUGCCAAGUGGUACAAUGUUCAAGUUUGGAGGUUCCCGGGAAGAUCAGCAUAAACUGCAGUGGGGAGCCUGUGUUUGGCACCAAGUGUACAUUUGCAUGUCCUGAAGGAUGGACGCUCAGUGGCUCUGCGGCUCUGACAUGUGGUGACACAGGUCACUGGUCUGGGAUGCUGCCUACCUGUGAAGCUCCUUCUGAGUCCCAAACUCCCUUGGCAGUUGGACUUUCUGCCGCUGGGGUCUCCUUCAUUACAUUAGCAUCAUUUCUCCUCUGGCUUCUGAAACGCCUUCAGAAGAAAGCAAAAAAAUUUGUUCCUGCCAGCAGCUGCCAAAGCCUUCAAUCAGAUGGAUCCUACCAAACGCUUUCCGAGUUAAUUUAAGUCCAGAGGAAUCAGGAGCACAGGUACAUUAGGAAACUAGAACGAUACCCUGAAGACGGCAGAGACAGAGAGGUCUGCUUGGGUCUCUGGUCCUUCUCACCUUCUACACCCACUGGCUGCCUUUAUAGCUGGGACUAUGGUACCUACAAGGACUUCAACGGACUAAAAUCCAGUGGGCAAGUCCAGCCUGCCACCAAAAAGACUCAGUUUUCUCCUUUCCAGUGCUGGCUACUGGAAGGAAAGAAUAUUCGCUUCCAUGCAAGAGUGAAGAGACUAAGGCUCUGGAAUCUCAGAAUUCCUUUUCUUAACUCACCCUUCACUCACUGUAAAAUCUUGUGGUGCAACACACUAUUUUGUGACGCUGUUUCCUUCUUUUGUCCCUCACAGUGUUUCAGCUGCUGCUUAUGUAGUGGCUGUCAUUGGGAUGAAUAAUACUUGUCAAGAGUUUAGAGGAAACAAAUUGGUCAAAGAUAUUCUAUUAACAGACCUGGAAAAAAAAUGACAAAUUUUUAAUGCCGUGGGGUGACGACAUUGGAAAGGUUUUUAAUGGUGGAAAUUCUAUUUAGCACUCUGUGGGAGUGCAAACACAGUCUCAAUCACUUUUAUCCCUGUGGGAUUCAGUGCUUUUUAAAGUAUUUUUAGAGGCUGUGUUCUUUUUACUUGCAUUGACUAUAGUCCAUAAGCCUUAAUUCAGUACAAGUGUGAUAAGGACUUUAAAAUAUGUAAAUAUUAGGACUAUAAUAGGGUAAAAGUUGCUUAUCCCAGAUCUUUAUUAACAAAUUCUAAAGUUUCAUCUGUAGUAAAUGUAUUUCAAAAAGGGCAAAUACUGUGCCCUAGCAAUGCAUAAACCAGAAUAAAGUUCUGAAUGUUUGACUACAGUUUCUUUAAAAAACACGAGUAGUCUCAGGAGAGCAAAAUCCACAUGGCACACACUUGUACACUGUCAGGUAUUUUUUCAUAGCUAUAUGGUUUCUAUGAUGAAAAAUUUCCAUGAGGUUAAAUGUUCUGAUUUGAUAAAAGCAUAAAUGCAGACAAACGAAGGUACAGUUUUAUGAAUGUCUUUCUUGGAAAAAAACAUAUAGAUACAUAAAUGUGUCGUGCACUCCUACAGAGAUGUUUGUCAGAUGUGAUGUGUCAACAUACAAUUCUUGUCUAUUACAUAAGAUUUUAAAUCCAUGCUAGAAACAUACCAUGUAAUGGAUCUGUCCGGUGGAUUUUUUUAAAGUAAAGGUGUCUAGUAAGUAUUCCCUAAUUGUCUUGUUCUGUCUAUUCGGGUGUUCUUAAAGAGAGGAAAGCCUGAAUGAGCAAGUAUUUGUAUUUAUUUAUAAGAGAGUUUAAAAUUCCUAAGGAAUCCCUAGUUAUUGGUUGAUCACUGGCCAUAAGAGACACUGGGCCAGUAAUUGCCAAAGCUGCUCCAACCUUGCAGGAUAGUAUAAGAAUCAAAACUCUCCCACCCUUUCAUUAACUUAGGAUGUGUUGAAAAAGCAAAAUUUCAGAGAAGUGCUGGCUGCACACUGGCAACGACAAAACCAAAAGGAAACAGAGAGAUAUGAUAAGGAUCAGAACAGCAGAAGUUUUUAAGGGGCAAAAGAACUCUGGGAAAUAAAGGAGAGAGAGAGAGAAAAAAAAACAAGUAUUAUGAGCAGGCUACAUAUGGAAUGAAUUAUUGUUUUCUUUGAAAUUGUUCAAAUGUUGUAAAUAUUUGUAUAUACUGCGUUGGA
This is a messenger RNA of Kogia breviceps (pygmy sperm whale), 3521 nucleotides long. NCBI's taxonomy places the organism in Eukaryota, Metazoa, Chordata, Mammalia, Artiodactyla, Physeteridae. The record is from RefSeq and is a predicted model, not a curated record.